Pungitius pungitius (ninespine stickleback) is the source of this 1749-nucleotide messenger RNA. It is a transcript of the gene glrx3, whose product is annotated as glutaredoxin 3. Gene Ontology annotation, biological process: intracellular iron ion homeostasis. Gene Ontology annotation, cellular component: cytosol; nucleus. The transcript has a single exon. The record is from RefSeq and is a predicted model, not a curated record. The coding region runs from base 1 to 1002 and encodes 333 amino acids. NCBI's taxonomy places the organism in Eukaryota, Metazoa, Chordata, Actinopteri, Perciformes, Gasterosteidae.
AUGCGCUUUACAGAGCAAAGAAAAAUGGCGAAUCUUGUAGAAGCGACAACACAACGGCAGUUUGAAGAUUUCUUAGCCAAAGCUGGAAAAUGCCUAACUGUAGUGCAUUUCCAGGCAGCAUGGGCUCCCCAGUGUGCCCAAAUGAACGAAGUGAUGUCCGAACUGGCCAAGGAACACGCUCACACCACGUUCGUCAAGCUGGAGGCCGAAGCGGUGCCAGAGGUGUCGGAGAAGUAUGAAAUCAUCUCGGUCCCCACUUUCAUUUUCUUCAAAGCAGGGGAGAAGGUGGACCGCAUCGACGGAGCCCAUGCCCCGGAGCUGACCAAGAAGGUGCUGCGCUUGGCAGUCGCCGGCGGUCCGGUCGCAGCUGCGGAGAGCAGCGCCGCGGACCUGAACCAGCGGCUGAAGAAGCUGAUCAACGCGGCGCCGUGCAUGCUCUUCAUGAAGGGGUCCUCGCAGGAGCCCCGCUGCGGCUUCAGCCGCCAGAUAGUGGCCCUGCUGAAAGAGCACGGCAUCCAGUUCAGCAGCUUCGACAUUCUGUCCGACGAGGAGGUCAGGCAGGGGCUGAAGAUCUACUCCAACUGGCCCACAUUCCCUCAGCUGUAUGCGAACGGGGAGCUGGUGGGGGGACUGGACAUAGUGAAGGAGCUGGCAGAGUCUGGGGAGCUGGAGAACACCUGCCCGAAGGCUGUCACCUUGGAGCAGCGGCUGAAGGCCAUCAUCAACCGGAGUCCAGUCGUGCUGUUCAUGAAGGGCGACAAGGAGGCCGCAAAAUGUGGCUUCAGCAGGCAGACGCUGGAGAUUUUGAACGGCACCGGUGUCGACUAUGACACCUUUGAUAUCCUGCAGGAUGAAGAGGUGCGUCAGGGGCUCAAGACCUACUCCAACUGGCCAACUUACCCCCAGCUCUAUGUGAAAGGAGAUCUGAUCGGAGGUUUGGACAUCCUCAAGGAGCUGAAGGAGAGCGGAGACCUGGUGUCGGUGCUGAAGGGGGAGUCGUAGGUGGAUCUGCCCGGUCCACCAGGACCUACGAGAUGCCACUGCUGAUGCCCAGAUCGGCCCGGUGUCACUGAUCCUACACCGCGGCCAGAAAGUGAAUUCAUGGAGAUCAAUAGGUUUAAUGAUGGAUAGAAUAAUCAAACUGUCUGGAUAAGUUCACAUUCUACUUGAUGCAUUUGAUGAGAUUUGACUUUUGGUUCUCAUUUGUUUUGUUUUUCUCACAGUAAUUCUUGAAAGUACAUCUCAAGAAAUGUUUGGAGUGAUAUCAAACCAUCCCUGCGCUUGUCCCAAAUUCAUAAAUCUAUGAAAACAGCUGACAUGUGUUCACAUAUUCUGUUGUCAUUUUGUUUGGGGUUUACAUUUGUGCUUCCACAAUUUACACCCGAAGAACAUUGUCAUUUACUGAAGCAUUAUUUACCAAGCCUCUCUUUUCAUGCCCUCCUGUUGUUCGUCCAUGUAGAAAACAACUGUUCCCCAAUAAUCACUCUGGUUUAAAUACUUAUGUCUAAGUGGCACUUAUUUAAACAAUCUGUCCAUUAAUAACGUUCUGAUUAAACAAUAGAAAUUUAAGAUUUGGUGUUGUUUCUGAGGCAACUUUUAAAGCCAAUGUGGGAGAAAAUAUCUUGGUAGAAUUCAAUACAAAGGAUUACAUGAUGUAUAAGAUGAACGAUUAUAUAGCGUUUAACUGACUAUCAACUUAAAGUUUGAAAACUGCUACACGGAUCCAAUAAAGUGAACAGACUUACAAGC